AGCCAAAAUAACCAAAAUUAAAACAGAAAAGAAUUAGAUAGGUUCAGCCAUGGCUACUACCUGCAAUAUGGCAUCAGCUGCAGCUGGACUUGUUCUAACUAUCAAAUCCAAUUCUUCUUCCAAGACUAAUAACUUGUCCUUCAACUUCAUCAAGAACAAUCCCGGUUCCACAAGAUUUGGAACUGUAAUUCGCGCCGCCGAUGAAUCUGCCGCUGGUUCCACGGCGGAGGCUGUAAAACCACCCCCAAAACCAGCACCCAUUGGACCCAAGAGAGGUGCUAAGGUGCGGGUGCUUAGAAGGGAAUCCUAUUGGUACAAGGGAGUUGGAUCUGUUGUAGCAGUUGAUCAGGACCCAAAGACGAGAUACCCAGUUGUGGUUAGGUUCAACAAAGUGAACUACGCCAAUGUAUCGACCAACAACUAUGCAUUGGACGAAGUCGAAGAAAUUGAAUGAAUAUUGUUAUAACUAUUACUCUUAUCAUUGGCAUCAAACAAUCCAUGUGUUUUGUAAUGAACAUAUUAUUGCAUUCUUCUAUCA
Messenger RNA from Impatiens glandulifera, 538 nucleotides. Its product is annotated as photosystem I reaction center subunit IV, chloroplastic-like. Bases 50 to 454 code for a protein of 134 amino acids. NCBI's taxonomy places the organism in Eukaryota, Viridiplantae, Streptophyta, Magnoliopsida, Ericales, Balsaminaceae. The record is from RefSeq and is a predicted model, not a curated record. Gene Ontology annotation, biological process: photosynthesis. The transcript has 3 exons. Gene Ontology annotation, cellular component: photosystem I reaction center; photosystem I.